This is a messenger RNA of Scleropages formosus (Asian bonytongue), 1109 nucleotides long. Its product is annotated as insulin-like growth factor-binding protein complex acid labile subunit. The coding region runs from base 1 to 1068 and encodes 355 amino acids. The transcript has a single exon. Lineage: Eukaryota; Metazoa; Chordata; Actinopteri; Osteoglossiformes; Osteoglossidae. Gene Ontology annotation, molecular function: protein binding. Gene Ontology annotation, cellular component: plasma membrane. The record is from RefSeq and is a predicted model, not a curated record.
AUGGAAGCUUACCAGUGCUUCUUUCUACUCCAUAUGUCUACUAUUUGCCUUCUAUGUGCAACCACACAGCUACAAGAAGAGGGGCACAAUUGUACUGAAGAUGUCAGGUUCAUCAAUUGUUCUGGCAAGGGUCUCAUCACUCUGGUGGGUGGGGUCCCUCCUACUGUGGAGCACCUGGAUCUUUCCAAAAACUCAGUGACAGAGAUCCAUGCUGGGUCCUUCCGAUCCAUGUGGAGCCUGAAGGUGCUCCUUCUGAAUGACAACAACAUCAGCGCUCUUGCUGAUGGCACCUUCUGCUCCUUGGAGAGCCUCCAGAGGCUGGACCUGAGCCACAACAGGAUCUCCAUCCUGAGUGCUGGCUUUUCUCUGGGCCUAGGCUCCCUGAAGGAGCUGCUGCUGGGGCAGAACCGGCUCACGGGCUUGGAAAGUGGAAGCUUCCUCUACCUGGAUGGCCUGAGGAGGCUCGACCUGAGCGCCAACGCCAUCCGAACCAUCCACGUGCGCGCCUUCGGCGGAAUGACAGCCCUGCGCAGGCUGCACCUGCAGGACAACCGGCUCGAGUUCCUGGGCGGUGGCAUUUUCUCCACACUGCGCUCACUGGAGGUGCUCGACCUGCGGGGAAACCUCAUCGACGCUACCGAGGGAGGGGUCUUCACGCCCCUCGCUAGCCUGGCCACGCUAGACCUAGCCCACAACCGCCUCAGCUCCAUCCGCUUCAGGACCCUGUUGAGCAUCCCCAGCUACAGCACCCACAUCCUGCUGGGAGGAAACCGAUGGCACUGCGACUGCGACCUGCAAAGGGUGUUUCGCAAGCUGCGCAGCGUACAGAGGCUCUUCCUGGACGACUACGCCACCCUGAGCUGCGCAGAGCCUCCCGAGCUGCAGGGCUACCGGCUUGAGGAGGUCGACUCACAGCUCUGCGUUGCGGAGACAGUAACCGUGCUCAUCAUCACUGUUACCGUAGUAAUCACUGUGGUGGCCGCCAUCGUCAUGGCAGAGAAAAAUAAAUUGAGGAGUGCACACAGAUUUUGGAGUGAGGGCAAUUAUGGUCUUGAAGGAUACUGUUAGACAUUCAGGUGUAUUAUACCUGAAUUGGAUGUGUGCUAAAG